AUGGCACCAUCGCCGUAUCCGGCACGCCUCGUAUCCCACGCUGCAGCCGGUACAGCCGUGGUCAUCGGCGCGAGCACUGAAGCAUUGUCCUACGCUACCAUCACCGCAGCUGUACUCACAGUCGCGUUUGAUGGAAGCAAUUACACUGCCGAGGCGUCUAUGGACUUCAUCAUAGACGGUCAGACUCUGUCACCUGGCGGUGUCAUUACCGUAUCUGGGACGCCGACCUCGUAUGCUGCGGCUGGGACGGGUGCGGGAGUUGGUACGAGUACGGAAGCUGUGGGUAUUGGAGGGCUGAUUGUGAGCGGGUUUGGUAGUGUUUCGGCGAGUACGAGGGUGGUUCGGUCUACUGGCGGCGCUGUGGAGGGAGGCAAUUGGUUAGGAGUGGUUUUGGCAAUUGCGCUGGGGGUAUCACUAUUUAUGAGGAUACAGGCAUUUGAAAACUCAUAA
Molecule: messenger RNA, 450 nt
Organism: Letharia columbiana
Lineage: Eukaryota; Fungi; Ascomycota; Lecanoromycetes; Lecanorales; Parmeliaceae
Exons: 1
Coding region: 1-450 (149 amino acids)
Source: RefSeq, a predicted model, not a curated record